This is a messenger RNA of Schistocerca serialis cubense, 1030 nucleotides long. Its product is annotated as serine protease 1-like. Gene Ontology annotation, molecular function: serine-type endopeptidase activity. The transcript is spliced from 6 exons. The record is from RefSeq and is a predicted model, not a curated record. The coding region runs from base 1 to 972 and encodes 323 amino acids. NCBI's taxonomy places the organism in Eukaryota, Metazoa, Arthropoda, Insecta, Orthoptera, Acrididae. Gene Ontology annotation, biological process: proteolysis.
AUGUACCCGUCGUUUCUGAACUGCAAGUUGGAAGUUUGCUUUCAGAAUGCCCACGUGCAUCGUGUCUACCGUUUCUUCGCAGGUGCUGCCUUGGCGUCGCAGGAGUUCCACACGCUAGGAAACAACAGCUACGCGAAUUCCCCGACAAAUAUUUUUGGAGCAGCUCCGCGAAUCGUAGGUGGUGUCAAGGCUCAGAGUGGAGAGUUUUUAUACCAGGCUGGACUCUGGAGGAGCGGCUACCCGUUCCCCUACUGCGGGGCGACCGUGGUCGGACCCCGGCACGUCGUGACGGCCGCCCAUUGCGUCUGCGUCGCCGAUGACCCUCCGUCCCUACUGUCGCCGAAGUUGCUGAAGGUGUCCGUUGGGAGCGUCAAGUACACAAACGCCAAGAAGAUCCAAGCGGCGGCCAUUUUCGUACACUCUCAGUUCAACGCAGCCACGAUGGAAAACGAUAUAGCAGUCAUCAAGUUGAAGCAGCUCAUCCCAGUGGGGGAGGAAGUUCUGGUGUUUCCGCUGGCGCUGGCACACAGGAGUCCCGCCCCCGGCACGUCGUGCAACGUCAGCGGCUGGGGCGUCACCACCUUCAAGGGCGUGAAGCCUAAGGAGACGCUGCGCUACGUGGAGGUGCCUGUGGUGGGGGCGGAGGACUGCCGGCGCCAGCUGCCGGGACUGCUUGGAGAAGGCAUGCUGUGUGCCGGGGGCCAGGGCGGCCGGGACGCGUGCAGCGGCGACAGCGGGGGCCCCCUGGUGUGUGACGGCGUGCUGGCCGGGGUGGUGAGCUGGGGUGUCGAGUGCGGCGUGGCCGGCUACCCCGGAGUCUACACCGACGUCGCCACCUUCGCCGCCUUCCUCGCCGACGCCACUGGAAGCGAUGGCCCCGAAGUCGCCGCCGCUGCUGACGUGUCCCAGGCGCCCAGCGUAGCGAUGCUCGCGACCUCCAGUGUGAUCGCCACUUUGAUUGGCAGGCUCUGAACCCACACCGUCAUCCUCAUGGUCGUCUCAUCAGGGUUCUGAGGCAGUGCCACCUAUU